Messenger RNA from Centruroides sculpturatus (bark scorpion), 2658 nucleotides. RefSeq names its product death domain-associated protein 6-like. Gene Ontology annotation, molecular function: nucleic acid binding; histone binding. The transcript has 9 exons. The coding region runs from base 1 to 1950 and encodes 649 amino acids. The record is from RefSeq and is a predicted model, not a curated record. Lineage: Eukaryota; Metazoa; Arthropoda; Arachnida; Scorpiones; Buthidae.
AUGCCAAAGACAAAGCAGCAGUCCAAACAAUGGGUGGAAGAUGGUGAAAAUGCUCUGAAGAAGGCAAAAUAUGUUCUGUCAGUAGGAAAGGUGAUGGCUACUGUUUUUUGGGAUGCUCAGGGUGUUGUGCUUGUAGACUAUCUAGGAAAAGGCAGAAUCAUCAAUGGAGAGUAUUAUGCAGCAUUGUUGGAGCAAUUGAAGGAUGCUAUUAAGGCCAAACAUCUGCAUUUGCAAAUAAAAGACAAAAAUAUACACAUCGAACGUUUUCUGCCAGCCACUAAAUUUUCCAUUCCAAGUGAAACUUCAGAAGAAACACAAAAUAAAGCCAAUUCAGAUGUUCAGGAUACCAGUUCUAUCAAAAAUAUUAAUUCUUCUUCUAAUGUUUCUGAAAUUUCCAAUUCUUCCAAACAUUCAAAUAUACCAAGGACUUCAGGAAGCAGCAAGAAAUUGUUUUCAAAACAUGAAACUAGUUCAUCUAUUGUUUCUAGAUUUAAAAAAUUUCUGGAACUCUGUAGAUGUUCCAUGAAUGACAUUGAUGAAAGUGAAAGAGAAAAAAUUAUUAAUAAAUUGAGGAAACGUUACAAUUCAGCUAAUCCUCUUUUUAUUUCUUCUAAAAACUUUUAUUCAUUCAUUGAUAAAAAAAUUGAAGAUGUUGUAAAUGAUUAUAAAAAUAUAUAUGUGCAUAUUGAGGAAGUUUAUACUGAAUUAAAAGGAUUUUCUUGUAAAAGGCUUAAAAACUCAAGUGAAACUUCUGCACCAAAGAAUGAAACAAGUGCCAAAAUUGGUGAAAGUAACACAUCUAAGGAAAAUGAUGCCACUGUUAAUUCAGUUGAGAAUAAUUUAUUACGAACUAAUCAGUUUAAAGAAGAAAAAACUGGUGAAUCACAUGUCAAUAAUACAAUACAAACAAUUGAACAAAAACCAAGUAGUAAACAUAUAAAAAGACUGGAGAUAUUACUAAAGAAAAUUCAUCAUAAGAUUAAAAGUCUACAGCAGAAGGAACUGAGUUUGGAAGAUAUGGAUGAUCCAGAGUCAAUUUAUAUCCAAGAAGAUAGAUUCGUUAAAAGAUUUAACAAAGUAUGGAAAAAAAUUUGUCUUUUGACUGGUAGAACAACAAAGACUGGAAGGCAAACAGAGAGGAAAUUCUGUUUUAAUGGUAGCAGAUAUCCAGAAAUAAAUAGUAAAGUAGAGAGAUUUAUUAAUAAAAAGAAAAUAUUUCCAGAUUAUAAAGACAUUUUAAACAUUGUUAUGUCAGUUAAUGAUGUUUUAAAGUUUUCAAAUAAUCAAGCACAGUCAGUAGCAAGAGAAGUUUUUGAAGACGUUGGAAAAUUACUACAAAAACGAAGAUUACAAGAUAAUAGGGAUCUAAUGGGCUGUUUUUUAACGGAUGAUGUUGACCUUAACAAUGAUCCUGCUUGGGAAAAUGAAGAUUUAAAAAACCGCUUAGAAGAAAGCUCAAAAAUUGCGUCAAAACAUUUAGAAGAAUUAAUGGAGAGUUAUGUAUUAAAACAAGCAGAACAAAAACUUGAACCAGAAGAAGUGGAUGAUAAUGCAGAUUUGUCACCAUCACAUUCCAGCAGACAUGAUGAUGAGGAAGAGGAGGAUGCUGAGGAAGAAGAACCAGAAGAACUCAGUGAUAUUGAUCUCAUAGAAGAUAUGCUAAAUAAUGAUGAAGAGUCUUCCAAGAAUGUAACAGAAGUGAUAUCAAAGGAAAUGACUUCUGAAGACCAUACAUUACCUAAUUUAAAUGAUAAUAAUGAAUGGCUAGCCAAGCUACAGUUACAACCUACAUCUUCCAGUUACAAUAGAGAUGUAUCCAAAUGCAGCACGGAAUCAUUCCUUCAGAAAAGAAAAAUUAAAUCCGAACGUACAGAUUCCUCUAAUAAAAAAUUGUGCCUUAAUAAUGGAGAAAACAAAGAAAAAUAUGAAGAAAUCAUAAUAUUGGAAUAAUUAUAAAUUACAGGAAGAGAUUAAUGAUUGUUGUUUUUUCUUUUGACACAAAUCCCAGACAUAUUGUGUAUGUGUAAAUAUUUUAGAUCCGAUUUGUUUUUAUAAAACAAUCAAUCGGAAACAUUUCCAAAAACUUUAAGGAUUGGACAGAGAGUGUCUGUCUCAUUCAGGUCAAUCAAAUGCCAAAAUGCAAUACAUUUUAUAUAUUUCUCAUUGUACAAAUUAUAAGAGACUGCUUAAUUAUGUUUAUUAUUAUUUAUGUUUUGUUAAAAACUGUGUGUAAUUAGUCAUAAUUUGGUCAGAUUUUCAUAAUUUUGUUUCCUGUAACAAAAAUGCAAAUUAUAAAAUUUGGAAGUUGUAGUUAUAAAGAGAAAUUGAUUAGCAAAUACUUUUAUGUCUUAUAUAGAACACCCUCCUUUUUUUUUGUAGUACCAUACUUAUUAUAAUUUAAAAUUCAUUUAUAUUUUUACAUUAUCUUUGUAAAUUAAUUACAAUAGAAGAGAAUAUGCAAAUAUUUAUAUUAAAUUUCAUGAACUGUGUUCUUUACUGUUUAAAAGUGGUUCGUUUUCAUAAAUUUAUGUUAUAAAUAAAUAUGAAAAGAGUCUAACAAGUGUACCUUUUUCAUAUUGAUCUGAUUUGAAUUUUUUGUGAACAAUGUAUUUUUGAGAAUAAGGCUAAAAUAUUUAUUUACUCCAUUAUACAUUACAA